AUGUCCUGUGAUCCUGAUAUACAAUCCAUCUAUAAUGAACAUUUUCGAAAUUUGGUGACAAUCAAUGAAGAAGAACGCACAGCAGCAGCAACGUCAAGUGCGUCUGGCAGUGCCACAGCGGACAUAACAAAAGCUCAUGCCGAGAUCUAUAACCCUUCAGUGCAAUUUACCAACGAUGACAUUUGGAUAUUUGGUUAUGGUUCGUUAAUGUGGAAAAUUGACUUUCCCUGCAUCGAUUGGCAGCGUGGCUAUAUUUGUGGCUAUCAGCGGCGUUUCUACCAGCACAGUAUUGAUCAUAGAGGGGUACAUGUAAAGCCCGGUAGAGUUGUUACCUUGGUGCCAGCAACACCCAACGACCGUGUAUAUGGUGUGGCCUAUCGGGUGGCAGCAAGUGAACGAGAUUCGGUUAUAAAACAUUUAGAUUUUCGUGAAAAGAAUGGCUAUGAACGUUGUACGGUAACAUUCCAUGUCUUUGAUCCGGAAAACCGAAACAAUGAAGAGAGCACAAAGAAGAAAUCAUUUGACAUAGUUAUUUAUAUUGCUACCCCCGAAAAUGAGUCCUGGGCUGGUGAUGGCCCUAAUAGUCAAAUUGAAAAUAUUGCUGAGCAAAUUUUCACCUCCGCCGGACCAAGUGGUCGAAAUCGCGAAUAUCUCUUCAAUUUAGUCAAAUCAAUGCAACAUUUAUUUCCCGGGGUCGAAGAUGAACAUUUGUUGGAAUUGGAAAUGGCUGUGAGGCAGCGUAUUGCCAAAGAUGAGGAGCGAUUGUUGGAAAUGGCUUUGAAAAAAGAACUGAAAGAUGUUCUUGGCGGCAAGGGAAAGGACUUGAAACUGAAUGAUGAUGAUGAAUGCAUGACGUGGCAAAAAAACAAAAUAGAUCAUCUGAUAAAGUUUUGCCAUAAAACGGGUUGGCGUGAAUAUUUCCUAGCCAAAGAACUUUAUGGUAUACAAAUAUUAAGUUUAUGGAACGAUGAUGAUCGUAGAAAAUCUUAG
Messenger RNA from Musca vetustissima, 990 nucleotides. Its product is annotated as putative glutathione-specific gamma-glutamylcyclotransferase 2. Lineage: Eukaryota; Metazoa; Arthropoda; Insecta; Diptera; Muscidae. Gene Ontology annotation, biological process: glutathione catabolic process. Gene Ontology annotation, molecular function: glutathione specific gamma-glutamylcyclotransferase activity; gamma-glutamylcyclotransferase activity. Bases 1 to 990 code for a protein of 329 amino acids. Gene Ontology annotation, cellular component: cytoplasm. The transcript has a single exon. The record is from RefSeq and is a predicted model, not a curated record.